Molecule: messenger RNA, 1057 nt
Organism: Rhagoletis pomonella (apple maggot)
Lineage: Eukaryota; Metazoa; Arthropoda; Insecta; Diptera; Tephritidae
Product: protein dachsous-like
Exons: 1
Biological process (GO): homophilic cell-cell adhesion
Cellular component (GO): plasma membrane
Molecular function (GO): calcium ion binding
Source: RefSeq, a predicted model, not a curated record
GCCCUUGGACCGAGAGCGUCAGUAUGUAUACAAUUUCAUGGUGGUCGCAACUGAUGGAGGUCGUUACAGUACACGCUCUGCAAGUGUGCCCGUGCAAAUAGUCGUCGAUGACGUGAAUGACAACCGGCCCAUCUUCGGGCGUUACCCUUUCAGAGCACAAGUACCUUCACUCGUUCAGCCUGGCCAAAUGCUCCUACAAGUCGGUGCUACCGACGUCGAUACCGGCAUGAACGCUGAAGUUCUUUAUUCACUGGGCAACAAUGCUGACGCAGCGACACGCAAUAAAUUCCGAAUUAACCCCAACACUGGCGUGGUGAGCGCUACACAGAGCCUGGCUAGUGAAUCAGGUCGGCUGCUGCACAUUGAGGUGGUGGCACGGGACAAAGGCAAUCCGCCGCGCGUUACCCUCGGCCUCAUAGAAUUGCGCGUAGGUGAAAAGGCAGUCGGCACACCGGUGCUACGUUUCCAAAACGACACUUUUCGACUAAAGUUGCGUGAAAAUAUGGCAGUGGGCAUGAGUGUGCUGCAGGUUUCAGCAGUGCGGACCGAUGUCCGACGGCAGCAGAUCCACUAUUCCAUUGGCACUGGGAAUGAGGAUGGUGUGUUCACAAUAAACUCUACCACUGGUGAGAUAAAAGUCGGUAAUGCAGCCUACUUUGACUAUGAACGCUAUAUAGGUAUCGCAUUGGAAGCUACGAGAGUAAGUGGCAGCUAUACAUAUCGUGGGCGUGCCAUGUUAUAUGAAGGUGAAGAAGAGUUGGGGGCCACCGGUGUAACCAGUUCCGUAGAGGAACUGUCUGAUAAUCAGCGAUCAUCUCGUAACCAGCGCGAAUUACAGACGUCUGCCGCCAAAGAAAAUAAACAAUUUUCUUCCUCCGCCACUCAUCCGCAUGAAUUGCGUUUGGUUCUCGUCGCUCGCACCAGUGCCACACCCGUGCUCUACGGCUAUGCAGAGUUGAUCAUCGAGUUGGAAGAUGAUAAUGACAAUAGUCCACACUUCACGCAAUCACAAUACUCGACAACGGUAUGGGAGGGCAACAAUAAGGGCACAUUCGUG